GCAACAGGAGCGAAACCCAAACCCGGGAAAAAUGCAGGCUAGGGAUGGAGUCCACUCUCCCCAGUGGCUACGUUUUGAAGAACGCCUGGCAUCCAGAAUUCUGCGCUCUGUCUGAUUUCAGCACUUUGGACAAGAUCCAAGCUUGUCUGAAGAGGAAAAUCAUUUAUCUCAUGGGGGAUUCGACAUUACGCCAGUGGAUUGAUUUCCUUUCAGAGAAGGUUAAAACACUGAAGUUCAUUGACUGCCACGGGAGCGGCAAAUUCAAAAGGCAACUGCUUCUAGACCCAGAGAGGAAUACUUUUGUUCAAUGGAAAAAACAUGGGCAUCCCUUUAUGACCGUGGAGUUCUACUCAGUGAAAGAUCAUGAUUACAUCCCCCGUGAAAUUGACCGACUGGCAGGCGGUGAAGGCACAGUUGUCGUUGCUACCCUGGGCCAGCAUUUCCGACACUUCCCUAUGAACAUCUUUGUGAGGAGGAUGCUGAAUGUUCGUGAAGCCAUCCAACGCUUACACCUAAGGAGUCCAGGCACAAAAGUCAUCAUCAAAGGAGAGAACAUCCGGGAGACAUAUAUAGACCAAGAGAGGGUGGGUAACGUCCAAGCCUACCCCCAGUACCUCCUCACAAGGGACAUCUUUCAUGGUCUGAACAUUGGCUUCAUUGACGCAUGGGACAUGACCACUGCAUAUGACGCAAGGGAACUUCAUCCACCUAACCAUGUGAUUUGGAACCAAAUAAUUAUGUUUUUAACAUAUAUUUGUUAGGUGGUUUCUACACCCCAAGGCAAACAAAAAAGAUUCAGGGCUCCGGUUCACAUUGUUCUCAUCGAACCAGGUCUGAGCACAUCAAGCCAGGUCCACCCUUAUGUAUGUCAGUUGAAGAUGCAACCAACUUAUGGACCCCCAGCAAUGGACGCCAGCAAGGGGCUCUGCAGAGGAAGCUGCUAGUAAAUCCCCUCUGCUGCUCACUUACCUUGAAAGCCCCUUCCUGGUUUCACCAUAAGUUGGCAGCCAAUUGACGGCACAGACAUAAGCGUUUUCUAGUCAAAGCUCAGUCCGUCAAUCUUUGUAUCUGACCAAGUCAGCUUUGACUUAUUCAGAAGUUUACCCUGGAAAAAUUGUGUUGGUCUUUAAGUGGCUACUGUGUAG
This is a messenger RNA of Sphaerodactylus townsendi, 1145 nucleotides long. RefSeq names its product NXPE family member 1-like. The transcript has 3 exons. The coding region runs from base 45 to 761 and encodes 238 amino acids. The record is from RefSeq and is a predicted model, not a curated record. Lineage: Eukaryota; Metazoa; Chordata; Lepidosauria; Squamata; Sphaerodactylidae.